Hipposideros armiger (great roundleaf bat) is the source of this 3754-nucleotide messenger RNA. RefSeq names its product LRAT domain containing 1 (gene LRATD1). Lineage: Eukaryota; Metazoa; Chordata; Mammalia; Chiroptera; Hipposideridae. Gene Ontology annotation, biological process: cell morphogenesis; cell motility. The coding region runs from base 358 to 1254 and encodes 298 amino acids. The record is from RefSeq and is a predicted model, not a curated record. The transcript has 2 exons.
GAGUCGUCGCCUCCCCCGGUUGGAAGCCAGAGCGGAGUCCGGACUGUCCGGGUGGACCAGGUGCCCCAGCCGGCGCCGACAGCAGGCGCGCGGGUACUGCGCCGGGCACUGCACCGCACCGUUCCGCGCGGGACAGAGUGGAGCCGCAGCCCCACGCGCCGCCCCGGACCCUGUCGCCACCACCGCCUCCGCAGCACCCAUGGGGACCCGGAGACUUUAAAGGAGUUUGGGGUUUCGGGAGCAGGGAAAUCACGGGUACGGAAAGGCGACUGUCUUUGCCUCGGAAACGAUUUUUCUUCGAUUGUUUGGACCCUGUGCCGGAUCCCCGCUCCUGGCCCUCGCCUCGCCGCGUCAUUGAUGGGCAAUCAACUGGACCGCAUCACCCACCUCAACUACAGCGAGCUGCCCACAGGGGACCCGUCGGGGAUCGAGAAGGACGAGCUGCGGGUCGGGGUCGCCUACUUCUUCUCAGAUGAGGAGGAGGACCUGGACGAGCGCGGCCAGCCGGACAAGUUCGGCGUGAAGGCCCCCCCUGGCUGCACUCCCUGCCCGGAGAGCCCCAGCCGCCGCCACCACCACCACCACCACCACCACCACCUGCUGCACCAGUUGGUCCUUAACGAAACUCAGUUCUCAGCCUUUCGGGGCCAGGAAUGCAUCUUUUCCAAAGUCAGCGGCGGCCCUCAGGGCGCCGACCUGAGUGUCUACGCGGUCACCGCGCUGCCAGCGCUCUGCGAGCCGGGCGACCUGCUGGAGCUGCUGUGGCUGCAGCCUGCGCCGGAGCCGCCCGCGCCUGCCCCGCACUGGGCCGUCUACGUGGGCGGCGGGCAGAUCAUCCACCUGCACCAAGGCGAGAUCCGCCAGGACAGCCUGUACGAGGCGGGCGCGGCCAACGUGGGCCGGGUGGUGAAUAGCUGGUACCGCUACCGCCCGCUGGUGGCCGAGCUGGUGGUGCAGAACGCCUGCGGCCACCUGGGCCUCAAAAGCGAGGAGAUCUGCUGGACGAACUCGGAGAGCUUCGCUGCCUGGUGCCGGUUUGGCAAGCGGGAGUUCAAGGCCGGCGGGGAGGUGCCUGCCGGCACGCAGCCCCCACAGCAGCAGUACUAUCUUAAGGUGCACCUGAGCGAGAACAAGGUGCACACCGCCAGGUUUCACAGCCUGGAAGACCUCAUCCGCGAGAAGCGCCGCAUCGAUGCCAGUGGGCGCCUGCGAAUGCUCCAGGAGCUCGCAGACCUGGUGGACGACAAGGAGUAGCCUCCAGGGGCCGCCUGCCCCUCCUGUCUCCCCGCGCCCCGCUUCCUUCCCCACACCAGGGCUUUCCGGCGGGCAAUUCAACACCCCACCCCGCCUCGCGUGUCCGCCGGGGGGCCAGUAUCCAGGCUGCACCCUCGCACCCCUCCAGCAAGUGGCAGGAAGUCUCAGGAACUGGUCCCGGGACUAAAACGACAGCUGUGCGCCCCUAGCUGAAACGCCCAGGGGUGGUGAUGGAGUUGGGAGACUGCUUGCGCUUUCCCCUUGAGUUAUAAGGGGGGGGGGAAGAGAAUGGGCUGAGGGGAGCAAGGACAUGACCGCGCCGCCAGGGUCACUGCUCCGCGACUAUCACCCCCACCUACUACAAAGGGACCAUCACCACCCCAAGUGCGCGCACAAAGACCAGUGGGAGGUGAGAAUGGAUCUCUUCAGGGCGCAGUUCAGCUCCUGUGUGGAUGUGUCCCCAGAUUGCAGGAUUUCCAAGAAAUCGAGCCUGUCACUUAUGCAUUCCACAAGAGAGCACCUCGGGACGCCGGGUCAGCCUGGACUGAUCGCACUGUUCCAGCUCUCCAGCCCCAGGUCUCCUGACAUUGUAUUCCAGGCUCUGGGCUAAGCUAGACAGUGUUUGCUCCCGGUUCUUUCCACCGAGGGAAGGGAACACCACCACCCCCACCGGCAUUAGCCGGUGAGUCUCCCUUGCUGGCAGAAGGGAAGCCUCCCCACCAGGGAGGAACGUGGCGCAGCUAAUUGGGUGAGGAGCUCCGGCCCAGCCCCCAGCAAGGAGAAGGUUCUCCUGGUGUCUGGAAACUUGAAUUUGUGGAGAAGGGCGCUUAUUGUUCUUAACCCUAGAUUGCUCCCUCCUUGGGCUGCAUUUCAAAAAUAAUCAUAUUUUUAAAGGGUUUGGAGGAGAGGGAGGGGAAAGACAUGGCAACAUUCCAGUAACCAGCAUUAUUACAGCACCAUAGCCAGUAUAUUUAGUUUGGCUUUUCCUAACAUAGAAAUCUUAGAAGAUGGGGAAGUGGAAAUAAAGUUUUAAAAGUAAUGGAGCAGUUUCCAACUAUGUCAACAAAGCAUAUCUGUUGAUGUUUUUAUUGACCAUUUUAGCAACAUGCUAAUAAAAUUUCAAAUUGAAAUUUUUAUUUUCAUGGCUUUAAUCCAUGAUAGUUUAAAUAUUGGGGGCCAUUAAGAGUGGAUUUAGCUAAGAGCUUAGCUAACAUUGCCUUUUCACUCUAUUUUUCUGAAAUCGUGUUUGUGACUAUUGUAGUUAAUUUUUUGGCUUGAAACGACAGCCCUAGUAGUGGUGGAGUUGUUAAUUGAUGUGUAUAUCGUACUGAAUUUCUGUCAGUUAAGGGGUUUACUGCUUUGGUGGAAAUUGCUAGCAGGUCCCAAGGUGUUUCUUUUCUCCAUGCUGUAAACCAUUACCAUUGCACAUUUGCAUUUCUAUUUUUCUUCCUCUCCCCUUGAUCUCCUUAAAAAAAAAAAAGAUUCUAGAGGUGGUGGCUUUUCCCCUCCUCUUUAGCUGGUCCCACAAUUCAUUCCUGAACACCAGAGAGGAUCGUAGGAUCAGGACAGACAUGUAUUUUUCAGAAAAUUAAGGCUGUUUGAAACCCCUUCCUUGAGCAAGGAUUUACCAACUUCUCUCCCGGCGCCGCAGCCCAAGCCUGACUGUUAUUAUACUUAACUCAGUGUGCAGUAGACACAUUGCAGUAUCUAUGUCCCUUUCAAGGGAACUUGUCAAGUAAUGGUGUUUAGCUAAUUGUUGCAAGCAAUUGCCUAUUGACAGCUGUGAUUUAGUUGGACAGCCAAUAUUACGGCCAAAGCCAGUUUCUUGGCAUUUCAAAAAUAAUGCAAUAAAAACUAGUCGAGGUUAGCUGAGACUGGAAAUGCCUUUUCAUGGUAAAUGAUUCAUUUCUGUUCUGUGUUUUGGUUUCCAUCCGGAUUCAUUUCCUGAUCGUGAAUCAAAAGGUCAGCUCAAUGGAAUAGGAACUAGAAUAUUUUUCUUAAGCCGAUUGAGUGAUUUAUUUUUUAAAAAAAUGUUUAAAUGCAUAUGCUUUCCUUUCAGCACCUACGAUGGCAUAACUUUUGUAAUAGCUAACUUACCUUUGCAUGUAUGGAGGACUGAAAGUCAUUUAUUCCCCUAACUUAUUCCUCUUUCCAAUGACAGAUGGCAGAUCAUAAAGUGAAAUUCUUUACUGUAUCCACACACUGCACAGCCUUCUGUGUCCUACCACUGUACCUUGGUUCUCUGCUGUAUUAAACACCAACCUAAGCACUUGAUCCAACAGGACUCCUUCUUGACAGUUUGUCUUCCACCUGUCACUCAGAGGAUGGGACUUCAGCUAAAGGAAUGAAUCUGUCUCUAUCACACCUGAUACUAAGAUUUAUUUCCUCUGAUGGCACAUAAGCUGAUUUUUCUCUUCCUGAGAGGGUCACUAUAACAGAGGAAUGGCUUCUCAGCUUUAUACUUGCUGAAACAAGACUGGCAAUAAAAAUGAGUUUGGUA